AUCUGAACUGAUUUCAGAACAGAUUAAUUAAAUUUAUAUCCCGUCGCAAUGGCUACUCGAAAAACGUGUAUAUAUACUGAAAAAAACACUGACGAUCAUCAAUAAUCGCAUGACCAUGCAGGCUUUCACUACCUUGUUAAUUCUUUUUCUGGCAACCGCCGCUCACGGCGUACCAACUGGUCGUGUCGUCGGUGGUACUGACGCACCAGUGGGAAAAUACCCAUACCAAGUGUCAUUGAGAGCACCCAGACAUUUCUGUGGAGGUUCCAUCAUAAGCAAACGUUACAUUCUUACUGCGGCUCACUGUCUUGUUGGAAAAUCGGUAGAGCGAGUUACUGUCCAUGCAGGCAGCGUACAUUUAGAUCAGGAAGAAGCAGUUUACACGGCAGAGGAAUUGAUUGUCAAUAAGAACUACAACCCUUUUAAAUUUACCAAUGAUAUUGGUCUGAUACGCGUCUCGGAAGACAUUACAUUCACUCCGUUGGUGCAACCAGUAAAACUGCCAGUCAGUAACACCAUUAAAGCUGGAGAUGCAGUUGUUUUGACCGGCUGGGGAAGAAUUUACCUGAAUGGACCUAUCCCUAACAAUCUCCAACAAAUUACCUUGGCCAUUGUAAACCAACAAACUUGCAAAGCCAAACACUGGGGAUUAACCAACACUCACAUUUGUACUUUUACCAAACGCGGUGAAGGAGCUUGCCAUGGCGACUCCGGUGGUCCACUUGUAGCCAAUGGUGUCCAAAUUGGUAUCGUAUCUUACGGACACCCAUGUGCCCUUGGAUCCCCAGAUGUCUUCACCAGAGUGUAUUCUUUCCUUAAUUGGAUUCGGGACAACCAAUUAUAAAUGAACAAUGUUCUAAUUAUACUUUGUUACUGUUAAAUAAAAUGACGACUUAUGACAAUUCAUAAGAAAUAAA
Vespula vulgaris is the source of this 917-nucleotide messenger RNA. RefSeq names its product chymotrypsin-2-like. The record is from RefSeq and is a predicted model, not a curated record. Gene Ontology annotation, molecular function: serine-type endopeptidase activity. The transcript has 5 exons. Lineage: Eukaryota; Metazoa; Arthropoda; Insecta; Hymenoptera; Vespidae. The coding region runs from base 110 to 844 and encodes 244 amino acids. Gene Ontology annotation, biological process: proteolysis.